AUGUCGGCCAACAUUCUUGCCAACGAGGGCGUCAGCCUCGUCAAGGCGAGCAAGUACGCCGAGGGCAUCGAGAAGCUGAGCCAGGCCCUGAAGGCCCAGCCAGCCCCGGUCUGGUUCCUCGAGCGGUCCAAGGCCUACCUGCGCACCAACGAGGUCCAGCGCGCCCUCAACGAUGCCGAGCAGGCCCUCUCCAUUGCCUUCGAGAGGGCUAACCGCGACUUGAUGGCCGAUGCCCAGAUCCGACGAGCCAUAGCCCUGUUUCGACUGGACCGAUACGCAGACGCCGACAUCUGCGCCUUCUGGGCCAUCCGCCUGGUCGAGGGAGCCAGGGCCUCCGAAGAUGAUGGUCAGCAGAACAAGGUCAACGAGAACGGCGACUACACCGUGACGGCAAAAGAGGUCCAGGACGCCAACCAAGCAGCAGAGGCGUCCAAGAAGAAUGACGGCCUCAGCGCUGCCAUGGGCGGCGAGCGAUCCAAGUCCACCACGGUUCGAAACCUUGCCUUCUCUUGGCGCAUCCAGGCCUUGACCAAGAUGGACCAGCUGGAGGCCGGGGCGCCCGGUCGCAAGGUCAACGUCGCCCGAUACCCGAAGACCAAGGUACAGGUGGAGGAGGUCGACAACCUGCACGUCGACGAGCCUGCAGAAGAGCCGAACAAGCCGAAGAUCCCGGCCCACAUACUCCCCGGCCUACAGCCCGAGCCGUCCGACAGCGGCAGCUGGGCGUGGGAUGAUGUUUGGAGAGAGUUCCGUGCCGAGCAUGCCAAGCACGACAUUCGCACCGAUUUCUACCAGAACGACACCACCCUCAACGUCAGCUUCUUCGUCAAGAAUGUGCCGAAGGACGAGUUCCGUGUGGAUGCCCAGGAGCAACGUGUCACGCUCGGCCCCAUCCCCAACACCCCCUCCGGCUCUCUAACACUCCACCUCUUGGACAAGAUCAGGCCCGCAGAUACGACGCACACUGUCAAGUCGAUGAAGGUGGAAUUGGUGUUGCGAAAAGCAAUCCCUGGCAAAUGGGGAGCCCUUCGCCCGCCCACCGCCUCAAUCUUUGACAACAUUACCAUUGGCCAAGCAUCACACGGCACGCGUGACGAGUUUAUUGGCCACGCUCGAAGUCUGGGCUACGAUAGCCCCAGCAGUUUCUCUAAGAAUGCAUUUGGCGACGACACAAGGGCUUGGUAUCUUGCCUUGCUGGACAAGCUGUCCCCAGUGACGUAUGACACCGUAAAUGCUCCAGCACCCCCUCAAUCCACACCGGAUGCCACGCCGCUCAAGCCCUCAACAGUCGAGGCUGUGACGAAGGAGAAUGCAACUCCAAACACGGCUGCACCAGCCAGCUCUGCUGGCCCUUCCUAUCCCACGUCGUCCAAGUCAGGCCCCAAGAACUGGGACGCAAUAGACCUUGACGAAGACGACAAUCCCGAGGGCGUCGAUGACUUCUUCAAGAAGCUGUACAAGGAUGCGGACCCUGACAUGAGACGAGCCAUGAUGAAGAGCUACGUCGAGAGCAACGGCACGAGUCUGAGCACGAGCUGGGAGGAGGCCUCGAAGAAGAGCUAUACGACUUCUCCGCCCGAUGGGGUCGAGGCCAAGAAGUGGGACAAAUGA
Molecule: messenger RNA, 1611 nt
Organism: Neoarthrinium moseri
Lineage: Eukaryota; Fungi; Ascomycota; Sordariomycetes; Amphisphaeriales; Apiosporaceae
Exons: 2
Coding region: 1-1611 (536 amino acids)
Biological process (GO): protein stabilization
Molecular function (GO): protein-folding chaperone binding
Source: RefSeq, a predicted model, not a curated record